UUCUCUUUCCAUCUGAGAGUUCCCCUCCUCUCAAGCACUGUCUCUGGUUAAGGAUCCAUAGUACAUCUAUAACUGUGUCUGCAGAAGAGGCAAAGAAAACUCUGAAAACCUGUUCUCAAGAAAGAAUGGAGAAAAUAGAUGUGGCCGUAAUGAUGAAAUCCAAGACAAGUGCAGCCCAAAAACUGGCAGAUUUAUUUGAUCACUUUGAAAAACCAGUUAUACCAGUGCAAGAAGGUCUGGAAAAGCCUUGGCUUUUCAGAAUUUGGGAUACCAACCAGAAGUUCUUUGUCCUCCUGAACCAGACCCUGGUAGCUGCUCCACAGGAUUCCAACUCCACAAAAUUUGAACCAGCGUUAAUGGCUGUGGUCCCCAACAAGGCUACAAAGCAACCAGAUGAACAGACAUAUCCCAUUUUUCUGGGCCUCAAAGACGGAAACCAUGUCCUCUCCUGCAUUGAAUCUGGUGGCCAACCACAACUACAACUAGCGGAAGAAAAUGCCAUGGAUCUCUACAAUAAAAACCAGGAGUUCAAGAACUUCACAUUCUUUUGUCAUACAAGCGAGAGCACUUGUUCUUUUGAAUCUUCAGCUUUCCUGAAUUGGUACAUAAGCGCUUCAACGGAAGCAAACAAGCCCAUUGGUUUGAGUCACAAAGGAGGCAGGGAGAUCACUACCUUUUAUUUUGAAAAAGAGGAAUAGAUAGAAAUCCAGUUUGUAAAGAGAUAGUAGAAAUGCUGUUAUUGUUUUUCUUAUGGAACCUUCUGCUUGCCAUAUCUAAAGCAUUAUCUCAAAGUGGGGUGUGUGUGUGUGUGUAUAUAUAGAUA
Pogona vitticeps (central bearded dragon) is the source of this 823-nucleotide messenger RNA. RefSeq names its product interleukin-1 receptor antagonist protein. Lineage: Eukaryota; Metazoa; Chordata; Lepidosauria; Squamata; Agamidae. Gene Ontology annotation, molecular function: cytokine activity. Gene Ontology annotation, biological process: positive regulation of gene expression; inflammatory response to antigenic stimulus; cytokine-mediated signaling pathway. The record is from RefSeq and is a predicted model, not a curated record.